This is a messenger RNA of Medicago truncatula (barrel medic), 2108 nucleotides long. Its product is annotated as tubby-like F-box protein 3. The transcript is spliced from 6 exons. Gene Ontology annotation, molecular function: protein binding. Lineage: Eukaryota; Viridiplantae; Streptophyta; Magnoliopsida; Fabales; Fabaceae. The coding region runs from base 520 to 1701 and encodes 393 amino acids. The record is from RefSeq and is a predicted model, not a curated record.
ACCACUUGAGAUCCAAAAAUUAUUGCAGAAGUUACUUACUUACCACUUUGAGAUCCUAUGUGCUCUCCUCCACCAUCUUGAAACAACCAACCAUCAUGUACCUACCUUUACCUUCUUUGUCUCUUCCAACUCUUCUUAUCUCAUGUGUGACUCUCUCUCUUACACUCACAACAAAGUAACCGACCUCUUCUUCACACACAAUCAUACCACAACGCAUUUCACCUUCUCACCCUUUUCCUCUCUCAAACAAAUCAUCAAACACACACUACUCAUACCUCAAUUCCCCUUUUUUUUCAUCACAAUCUUCCCUUUUCUUCUUCAAAAAAUCAAUUUUUCUCAUUCCCCCACAAGGAAAAAAUAAUCCAAAAUUCUAUCAAAAUCAAUUUUCCCUCAAUCAACGCAACACUUUUACAUCUUCACUCUCUCUUUCUCUCUCUCUCUCUCUCUCUCUCUCUUCUCUUUUAAAGGUGAAAUUUUUCAUCUUUUGGUGGAACUGAAAUCGAAAUUGGCGAUCUGGGUAUGGCUAUAAUCCGCAACAUAAUAGAAGACAUGAGAUCAAGAUCUCAAAGGGUGGUGGUGGCGGCGGAGAAGGAAGAGAAAGUGGCGGUUGGUGACAGUUUACGGCAGAGUUGUUGGGCUAACAUGCCACAAGAGCUUCUCCGGGAGGUUCUUCUCCGAAUUGAGGCGUCGGAGGACACGUGGCCGCCGAGGAAGAACGUUGUUGCUUGUGCUGGAGUGUGUAGGAGUUGGAGAGUUAUCACUAAAGAGAUUGUUAAAAAACCUGAAAUUUCUGCUAUGAUCACUUUCCCCAUUUCUGUUAAACAGCCUGGUCCAAGGGAGAAUCUCCUUCAAUGCUUUAUAAAGCGCAACCGGUCCACUCAAACAUAUUAUUUGUUUCUCAGUUUAACUAGUUCGCUAGGUGAUGAUGGGAAGUUCCUUCUGGCUGCACGCAAAUGUAGACGUCCUACAUGCACAGAUUAUAUCAUCUCUCUAGACGCAGAUGAUAUGUCCAGGGGAAGCAACAACUAUGUUGGGAAAUUGAGAUCAAAUUUCCUCGGAACAAAGUUCACAAUCUAUGACGGCCAGCCACCUCAUGCAGGAGCAAAAUUUACUAAAAGUCGUUCUACUAGGCUGGUGAAUCUAAAGCAGGUUUCACCCAAGGUCCCAACAGGCAACUAUCCAGUGGCUCACAUCUCAUAUGAAUUAAAUGUGCUAGGCUCUAGGGGGCCAAGGAGAAUGCAUUGUGUCAUGGAUUCCAUUCCAUCCUCUUCAAUCGAACCAGGUGGCGUAGCUCCUACACAAACUGAGUUUUCUCUAAACAACAUAGAAAUGUUUCCCUUGUUUCCUUUUUUCCGAUCAAAAUCAAAUCGUGUGGUAGAGAACUCUCUAUCCGGACCUCUUGUUGGUGAUAAAAAAGAUGGUAUGCUUGUGUUGAAAAACAAGGCUCCAAGGUGGCAUGAGCAGCUGCAGUGUUGGUGCUUAAACUUUCAUGGACGGGUGACAAUUGCCUCGGUUAAAAACUUUCAGCUGGUGGCUUCCGCAGAAAAUGGAACAGCUGGACCGGAACACGAUAAGAUUAUUCUGCAAUUUGGGAAAGUUGGGAAGGAUUUGUUUACAAUGGAUUUCCGAUACCCUAUUUCGGCGUUUCAGGCAUUUGCAAUCUGCCUCAGCAGCUUUGAUACCAAGAUUGCUUGUGAAUAAGAGCAUGUUUAAACAGGUUCAAUCCAGAUUAGAUCACAAUCUGAGAAAUAUGUUUGAAUGUCACUUCGUGGGAAGAAAUCUAAUGAGAAGUAUUUAUGAAGAUGAUUGGAUGGUGUUCUACUGAAUCAAUAAAAAGGUGCUGCACAUGAGUUUUCAGUUAGUUUCCGGAAUCAGCAUUCAUAGCAUGAAAUUGUAAUGUUACUUGUCUUCAUUCGUGUAAAUUAUUCCCCUUGUGCUGUACAUAAAUUCUUUCUCCCUCAGUUUUUCUUCUCUUUUAACAAUUUGAUUUUCAUUUGGUUGUUUAUAUUAUUAUGCAAUAUAGUGUCAUGUACUUGCAAUAACAUAAUACCGGUGUUACAACGUUGUCUUUCAAAAUCAGUAACAAAUUGGUUCCAUUUUGUGUAGAG